Acomys russatus (golden spiny mouse) is the source of this 948-nucleotide messenger RNA. RefSeq names its product olfactory receptor 143-like. The coding region runs from base 1 to 948 and encodes 315 amino acids. Gene Ontology annotation, cellular component: membrane. NCBI's taxonomy places the organism in Eukaryota, Metazoa, Chordata, Mammalia, Rodentia, Muridae. Gene Ontology annotation, biological process: sensory perception of smell; G protein-coupled receptor signaling pathway. Gene Ontology annotation, molecular function: olfactory receptor activity; odorant binding; G protein-coupled receptor activity. The record is from RefSeq and is a predicted model, not a curated record. The transcript has 2 exons.
AUGACUAAGGAGCAAAUGACUGUAAAAAACGACUCUUCAGUGUCUGAGUUCAUUCUUAUGGGACUGACAGACCAACCUGAGCUCCAGCUGCCCUUGUUUGCCCUCUUCUUGUUAAACUACACAGCCACUGUGAUGGGAAACUUGGGCUUAAUGAAUCUCAUUUUCCUGAAUUCAAACCUUCACACUCCCAUGUACUUUUUUAUUUUCAACCUGUCCUUCAUUGAUUUCUGUUAUUCAAUGGUCUUUACCCCCAAAAUGCUGAUGAGUUUUGUUUUAGAGAGGAACACCAUCUCCUUCAGAGGAUGCAUGACUCAGCUAUUCUUCUUCUGCUUUUUUGUGAACUCUGAGAGUUAUGUGCUGACAGCCAUGGCCUAUGAUCGCUAUGUGGCCAUCUGUAAGCCACUAAUGUACAGGCUCGUUAUGUCACCUGGGAUAUGUUUUAUGCUUAUGUUUGGUUCUUACUUGAUGGGUUUUGUUAGUGCCAUGGCUCACACCGGGUGUAUGAUCAGGCUCAGCUUUUGUGAUUCUAACAUCAUCAACCACUACAUGUGUGACCUCUUCCCUCUCCUCCAGCUCUCCUGCAGUAGCACCUAUGUCAAUGAACUUGUGAGCUCUGUUGUGGUAGGCACAGCUAUCAUUUUAUGUUGCCUCAUUAUCCUAAUCUCAUAUGCUAUGAUCCUUUACAAUAUCAUUCAUAUGUCAUCAGGUAAGGCUUGGUCCAAAGCCUUGGGCACUUGUGGGUCUCACAUCAUAACUGUUAGUUUCUUCUAUGGAUCUGGCCUGCUUGCUUAUGUCAAGCCAUCAUCUGCUGAGACUGUGGGCCAGGGGAAAUUUUUCUCAAUGUUUUAUACAUUUUUGGUGCCCAUGCUGAAUCCUCUCAUUUACAGCCUCAGGAACAAGGAUGUCAAGCUUGCUGUGAAGAAAACCCUGAAGAGAGUCACUAGCUGA